Alligator sinensis (Chinese alligator) is the source of this 4090-nucleotide messenger RNA. It is a transcript of the gene ANKS3, whose product is annotated as ankyrin repeat and sterile alpha motif domain containing 3. Gene Ontology annotation, molecular function: protein binding. The transcript is spliced from 18 exons. The record is from RefSeq and is a predicted model, not a curated record. Gene Ontology annotation, cellular component: cilium. NCBI's taxonomy places the organism in Eukaryota, Metazoa, Chordata, Crocodylia, Alligatoridae. The coding region runs from base 442 to 2424 and encodes 660 amino acids.
UGCGGGGCUUGUGCGGCGCUCAGGUGAGGGCGGCGCGGCGAAUGAGGGGCGGGCGGAUAUCGUGCGGGUGUCGGCGGCGGGGAGCAGCACGAAGUAGCAUCCGCGCGGGCUCCGCUUCCUCCUGCCCCCGCCCAGCGGGUCCCGGCCGCGUCCUUUCCGCUCGGCCCGGGCCGGGGCAGCUUAGACGCCUCUUCCCGCCUCCCAACAAAGCCCCUGCGGGAGGCGACGCGGUCUACCGCGGCACCGGACUGAGCUCACUUCCUCGUCAUUUCAAGCUACCGUUGUCACUGCUGAGUGGGGUUUCUUCCUGUAGCGUCCUUGACCCAAAGAGAGUACUGAAUUAAAAGGCUGUCUGUGGAGGUUCUUCAGCAACAUUUCCUGUUUCUCAGGACAGCUUUCCUGGCCACAGAAGGCAGAGGAGGAGAUCAAGGACUCAGAGUGAUGUCAGAACUCAGUGAUGAAGCCAGUGAAUCAGAGCUGCUAAGCCGCAGCCUUUCCAUGUGGCAUGGCGUAGGUCAAAUGCUGUGUCGAGAAGAAUUGGAUAUUCCACUGGAUCUACACACAGCCUCCUCCAUUGGCCAAUAUGAAGUGGUUCAGGAAUGUAUUCAGCGAGGAGAUGCGGAUUUGAAUAAGAGAAACUGUGGUGGCUGGACCCCGCUGAUGUAUGCCUCCUACAUCGGCCAUGAUACAAUUGUGCACCUUCUGCUGGAGGCAGGAGUGAAUGUAAACAUCCCAACACCAGAAGGGCAGACUCCACUCAUGCUGGCCUCCAGCUGUGGCAAUGAGAGUGUUGCCUAUUUCCUCCUCCAGCAAGGUGCAGAGCUGGAGAUGAAGGAUAUUCAUGGCUGGACUGCCCUUUUCCAUUGCAUCAGCACUGGACACCAACAGAUGGUCAAAUUCCUAUUGGACAAUGGGGCUAAUACCAACUGCAGAGAGCCACUGUAUGGAUAUACUCCUCUGAUGGAAGCAGCUGCUUCUGGCCAUGAGAGAAUUGUCCAGUAUCUUCUCAAUCAUGGUGUGAAAGUAGAUGUGAGAGAUAAUACUGGAACCACAGCACGGACACUGGCCAUGAAGUAUGGACACAUGAAGAUUGUGGGACUGAUAGACCUUCACACAGCCCCUGUGCCCAAGGUCUUCUGCAGGGGCCCAGGAAAAUAUGAAGAUCUGAGCUCAUCAGAUGAAUCAUGCUCUGUGCCACAGAGACAAAGACCCGUUCGUAAGACCAAGGGCCCUAGCAUCCAUGAGGGGCCCCAAGCUUUGGCUAAGAUAACAGCAGUUGGAAUUGGAGGGAAGAAGCAAUCUCGAUAUGAACAGGUCCCUCUUCAGGGCUAUGUUACAUUUAAUGAUGAUGGCAGCUUUGAAGGAGAGGCUCUCCGGUACCGGGAUGUCACCUCUCCAAUCAAUGAACAGGACGUGGAGAGCAGUAGCAGCAGGGAAGAAAACAUGUGCUCCACAAGAAACUUGACAACAGUCAGAAGCAGCAGCAGCAGCAGUGAAUGUCUGGCCAAAGCCCUUGGGGUGAGCAGUGAAGGGUCGCUGGAGAGCAAUGAGGACUCUGACCAUGCCAAAAAGCUCUCCAGUCGGAAGCAAGCAAAAAGCUACACAAAGGUCAAGAUCCGUUACAGCAGCAGUGACAGCCAGUGGUCGCACAGCCCUGGAAAAGCCGGAGCAUCUAGUCAGCAAUGCAUGGUCCAUAACCUCCCAGAGCCUCCUGCCUACACAGGGCCCCAGGAUUUGGCAACAUUUCUGGAGCAGAUCGGGUGCCUGAAGUACCUCCAGGUGUUUGAAGAACAGGAUGUUGACCUCCGUAUCUUUCUGACCCUUACAGAGAGUGAUCUGAAGGAAAUAGGCAUCACUCUGUUUGGACCCAAGAGAAAGAUGACAUCUGCCAUUGCUCGAUGGCAUAGCAGUGCCCGGCCACCCAGUGAUGCCCUAGAAUUAGCAUAUGCAGAUCGGCUUGAGGCUGAAAUGCAGGAGCUGGCCAUUCAGUUGCAUAAGAGAUGUGAAGAGGUGGAAAUGAUGAAGGGACAGGUGUCCCAGGAGCAGGAGUUGCGCGCUGUGGUUGAGAGCUGUUUGAUGGAGCGAGAUAUGGCCUGGAAUGAUGUCCAGCUUCAGCUGCAAGAGGCACAGGCCAUCACGAGAGAUGUUGGGGUCUUACUAGAGCAGAUCAAAGCCUGUCAGACUGAGCUGUCCUCCCGGCUGAAUCAAGAACAUGUGGCUAGCAGGAGGCUGGAGACAAAGGCACAGCUGAGAAUGGGUCUUGAAGAAUGGCCAGCUUCCUUGAAAUCCUUGAGCCUGCCUGAGCUGUCAACUCUCCUAGAGGAGUGUGUGGGAGAAAUGGGGAAAGCCCUACAGUCUGUGACUCAGAACCUUACCAGGCUUCAAGACCAGGGACGGGACAAGCAGAACUGGCCAGAGCCCUAACAGAAGAAUGGAGUUCUGACGUCGGGUGACUGUUCCACCCGGAAGCUGAGUGAGUCUGGGAGAAUGAGCACGUGGGCUGGUCCGACAGUUCAGAUCCUUUCCUCUCUGAGAGUGCAGAGGGAAGUUGAAGAGGCAGCAGGUGCCUGGAGGAUGGUGUUGAUCAGCUGGGAGUAUGCUUCAGAGAGCAAGAGACAGCAGAGAAGAGGAGUCAUGUGAGCAAGCAACCCCAUAGUCCCAAGACAGUUGCUUUCCUCAUGCCAAGAGUUAGUGCAUUAGCUGAAACUUUGAGAAUGGAGGAGUCAGUUUGCCUCUGGCCUCUCGUGGAGACCCUACCUACUUUGCCAUUCAGGGUCACGUGAUUUUGAAGAGCCAACUAUAGUCAACCAGCCAGAUUUUCACACCUUCCCCACACUUCUCUGAACCCUUGUAACUCUUCCCUCUGCUGUGUGAUAUCUGCCAGGAGCUGCCCCAGGAAAUGUACGUGGAGCAGCAGUGGAGGCUGGACCAGUGUUGGCUAAUGGGUGCAGCCCUAGAGGUUGAAGGAGCCAGAGCUUCUCAGGCCAUUUCAAGAGUUUGGCCUACUCAUUGAGGCUUGUACAAUCUGAAGCAAAAGCCUUUGUCCCUGCCCAGUUAUCUUAAGGAGUAGGAUCCAGUAGCCCGUAUUUUGUGUUGUGCAGCUCUAUUCUCUUAAGAGCUGCUUCUUCCAUCAGACUGCUGUGGCUAAACUAUUAGGCUUCUGCCUCCAUGGAUGUCAGUUUUAAUUUAUCUGCAUCCUGCUAGGCCCAUACACUCCCUCCUUCCCUAUAAAGAGCUGCCUGGGUGCCCCCCAGGCAGUGGGGCCUGACAUGUGCCCUUGAUUUUUUCUCUCAAGCUUAAAACAGCCCAGGUGACUCCUGGGUUAACCCUUCAAGAGGGCAGCUGUGAGAGGUGCCUCCAUGCUCCCUGCCAUGCUGAGUCAGCCUACUCCCAGAGGUUUCAGACACAAACAGCUUCCCCUGCUGCCAUAACACAGACCCCUUGAAAGUGCGCCCAACAUGUGAGUUGGAAGCACUGCAAGGAGGUAGCAUCUACUGCUCUUGCCUGCUGUGAAUUCAGGCCUGCCCUCUAUGCACUUGCGUGUGACAGGUGCUUAGUCAUAUUGGGCAUUGGGAGCAGGGGUCUCAGCCUUGCACUGGGCACUGUAAAAUGUCCCUCUCGGGUCAUAUUCUGACCAUUGGUCUCACAACCCAUCCCUUCCAGUGCUAGCCUUAGCUAAGGCUGUUUUCUGAGUCCUCACUCUCUCCUCUAACAUCAAGAGUGCCCAUCUUGAAGGGUCACUUCCCCACACUAUAAAAUCUCUUCCCUCCUGUGAGAGCUAAGAACGUGCCUUCACACCUGCCUCAGCCUUGGGCUCCUGUUCUUGUUCCACGGGCUGGGAGGUGCAGUGGAAAGCAGCUACAUCUCUUUACUGUGCUCUCAUGCAGGCUGGAAGUGGGGUAGAUAGGCUCUCUGAGCCACGAGCACAGAAGUGAGGAGAUACAGAAUAGGGCUCUCUGAAGUCCUUGGUCACAAACUACUUCAAGAUCGUUUCAGGCUGGACAUAAGGAAGAAUUUCUUUACUGUCCGAGCCCCCAAGGUCUGGAACAGCCUGCCACCGGAGGUGGUUCAAGCGCCUUCAUUGAACACC